GAUAAGUAACACACAAGACCCCUUCUCUUCAGUUAGACUGAUAGUGUCUGUGCGAGAGAAAGAGACAUUUCAUACAAACUUGAAGAGAAAGCAAUGACUAGUCCUAAAGUAGCCGACAAGGCUUAUGUCAAUUCUCCUCCACCCUCGAGGAGCUGGAGCUUUUACAGCAGCGAGGAGGAAGAGAUGACAGGCGCCAACAGCUCCUCGUCAAUGGAGGACAAUGACCAAGACGAGCUCAAUACGGUUGAGGUCGUGUUCAAUAAAAUCUACCUAGACCCACUCCAAGAGGUGAUGGAUUCCGUUGAUGCAGAGGCGGCGGGUAUAUUACGAACAGGGAAGCUAACAAUACAUGGAGAAGCAGGAGAUAUGAACUUGUUGCAGCCAUUGCUCUUCAGCUUACAGCCAAAAGAGGAAGACCUCCACGUCCUUCUCCCCCAGCUACUCCAGAAUCCUUUCUUCACUCCGAAAGAGGAGAACUUCACUGCAGCAGUUGCUGACAACUUCCUGCAAUUUGGGUGCAUAAGACUAGGAGUGAUGGUCGACCAAGUCAUUUACAAGCUGUUAUCAACACAUUGCUGCAAAGGCCCAGGGGCAAGGCAAGCAGACAUGUUGAUAGAAACAGCUCUAAAAACACUCUACACCCUGCCCUCUGCCAUGGAGCGAUUCAUAGCCAAUUCUAAAAACCCACCCCCUCUCCUCUUUGGAAACUACAAUAUACCAGAAGAGCCUGAUAUUUCAGAUGAAGAUGAUGAAUCCCAUGCUGCUGCUGUGUUUGAGAAUAGCUUGACAUAUAAUCUUCAAGUACCGACUACUAACAGAGAUCAGUCCAAGUACUCUCAUUCGUCUGGUGUCUUUAGCAACACAACCAGUAGCACCUCUAAUUUGGGUGAUGCCGUAUCUGAAGACGGGGAUACCACUCAACCACUGCCAGUCCAGACUCGACCACGUCAGCUCUCAGGAGGACAGACUGAUCAUAUCCAAACCAGAGGAAGAGCAGAGUCUUUGAAGCACGGUGCAGGGAGACGAAAAGACAGCAUAUUCCAAGGACCUCCAUUUGGAGCUUUUGAUUUCUCAAGACGGACCUCAUCAGAUGCAAGCAUAACGUCAUCCACAGCCUCACUAAAGGUCCUUCAAGACAGCAGUGUAUGGCACGCCUCAUUACCCUCACCAGGCGACAUGAUAAUUGGAUCGUAUGGUGAUGACAGCACCUACCCCAUACUAAUGUGGAAUCCUGGCCUCAACGUCAUGUUCAAGGUUGGUGGUCGCUCUGGGUUCUCCUCAGGGACGCUGAUAGUCGACAAUCCAAAGGAGCUACUCAAACUCAAAGUGGUCAACACCACCACUCAGAAGAUUGCUUUCUCUAUUCGCUCAUACCGCCAAUCACUUAUGUUUCGCUCUCAUGUGAUCUUCCCUAAGGCUGGCUUGCAACUAUUGGAGCCGCAGCAGGAAUGGUCCAUUGAUGUAGAGCUGAUGGGGGUAGCAGGAGAGGGUGAGACAGAUGAAUACAUUUGCAUUGACUUGUUGGUCUGUCAGCUCAACUGCACCCCAUCAUGGAAUGUCCACAGACGCUAUGCUGUACUGAAAAGAAGACAAGACCAGCACAAAUUUAUAAAGAAGAUAUCCCGAAAUGAGCAUGUGCUACUGCCAGGGUCUAUUGUUACUCAAAAGGAGCUUGAGAAUUCUCUCAAACAAGUCAUACUACAUGGGCUCCAGUGUGUUGUCAAGAACAAGCUCGAUCAAGCAGAGAUCAUCUUCACUCAAGCACUUCAUCUUCCUCUCUUUCAGAGGGCACCUCUCAAAGCUUUUGCCUAUAUCUGUCUUGCUGUGACAGCCAACAAGAGGAGAAAGAAAGGCCCUCAUAUGAAUAGAGUGGGCUAUGUACUGAAACUGGUCAACAGUAUGGAUAAACUUAUUGAGGCAUGUGAAUCCUCACCAAACAUGAGAAUGCCCAAGGUCAUAGCUCUAAAUAAGCAGCUGAAGAAGGAGCUCAAUCCAGCCAAAGUUAUAAAAGACCAGAGAGAAAGGCGACAAACUCCUAAUGCCCAGUUACCGAACAUAAGGAGUGAAACAACCAAAGAGGUCCACAUUGCUGGAGAGUCUCUUGAUCUGUUCAAUACGAGUCUCACGAUACCAGGAGGAGCUCUACCACAGCCGGUCAAUGUGACACUCUCUCAUUUGAACCAAGAGCAGAUACACCAGUCACUCCAAUCCUCCCCUUGGUCCUCAAUGCUUGACAUCAUAAGUGCAGUUUCCAUUCACUGCAGUCCACCUGUUGAUAGAUUUGCUAGGCCGGUUAGACUAACAAUAAUACUACCGGCAGACAAUGUACCGACAAGCUCAACACCACUCCGCCUCUUGCAAAGUGCAUACAUGAACACAUGGAUUGACAUUACUGACGAUCCAAAGACGAGCAUCAAGCUUGACACCGAAUCAGGUCGUCUCAAUAUAACGACUGAUCAAACCGGCUGGUUGAUAAUCGCCUCGCUGAACAUAGACUUGAGUAAGAUACUACCGAUUGCAGUCAAGUCUGCCUUCACCGAGGAGCUGGUCACCAUGGAUAUCAAUGCUUAUGGCUAUAUAUUCCCUGAUGGCACGCAUGCUCAGAUCUCAGUCUUCAUAGCACCUCAUAAAGAGAAUGAGCAGCUUGAGACUCCGCCUCCUGGCCACAGACAGAUAGCGUUCCCCCACACCUUCAAAGCUUAUAAAGGACAGAAAGUCCGUCUUGAGCUCCAGGGCCAAUUCCAGCCAGAUAAAGAAGCCGGUCAAGUGAGUCUGACCUCUGAUAUAAAAGUUGAUGGAUUCAUGCGAGACAUUUACGAAAAGAUUGUCAAGUUAUCGGAAAAUUCAAAAGGACUUUAUGGUAAACUAAAUCUAAGCACGUACUGUGCUUCACAUCAGACCUGGGAAUCAAUUUUAGAACUGAACUUGUCUUCACCGACAACUGCUCACCAAAACAAUAAAAUAGAAUAAGAAUAAUAAUAAUAAACUACUAUUAUUGCUGUUGAUAUUUGGCUGUUUAUGUAUUAUGAUGUACGUUUUAUAAGAACAUGUAUGUACAUGUAUUUGUUUGUUUAUUCGUAUAAUUUUUCUAAUUUUUAUUAUUAUUAUUAUUAUUAUUUAUAUUAAUGAUAAAUUGACUUUCUUCUAAAAUAAAGAAUUGUCAAAAACCA
Messenger RNA from Amphimedon queenslandica, 3170 nucleotides. RefSeq lists its product as uncharacterized. Lineage: Eukaryota; Metazoa; Porifera; Demospongiae; Haplosclerida; Niphatidae. The record is from RefSeq and is a predicted model, not a curated record. The coding region runs from base 94 to 2970 and encodes 958 amino acids. The transcript is spliced from 6 exons.